AACCACAAGUCAGACGUCGAACAUAAAGGUCACAGACGACCGGGCAACAAUAGCGAAUCGCUCGGAAACUACAUUGUUUGUCAUAGGAUUCUUGCUUGAAACCGCGGUAAUGUGACGAUUUGCAUCCGCAAUCUGACCGCCAGACUGAUUCUUUGUGACCAGCAGCCACACUCGCUUAGCAGAGAUUGCUGAACACCCAUUGUUCCGUGGCCCCGCCUAGUAUCUCCGCUAACUUAAGGGCCAAACCACACUCAUAGGUUCUAGAAUAUAUAAACGCCUUCCGGCUCUAUCUCCUGACCUUCACAUCGCAGUUGCGUCUGAGAUGUACGGCAUGUCUAUCGGACCCAUGCCCAUAGGCACCUUCUUGCAAGAAUACUUUCCGAUCGGCGAAAGAUACCCAGCUUCUAGGUCCUCCGACCACGCAUUUGACAAAUUACCCACCAAUCCGACGAGGGAACAGCAGAUGUAUCAACCCUUUGUCGACAUUAUGAAUCGGCGGAGAAAACUCUGUGGGAAAUUGAAAUUCCGUGAUACAGGAGACAAACGGGAUGCUGAUGUAGACACGAAUAUGCGCCCCGACAUUGUCUCCUACUGGGGGGACGAUCCUCCCAUGGACCUUGAUUGGUCUCUAGUCGAAAUCAUCGUCGAAUGGAAGCUACCUGUCUCCAGGGAUGGUUACUCUGACUCAUUCAAAGACGGCAAGCUCUUCGUUGAGAACGCAGGCAGCCAGAAGGCCAAGGCGACCCGUGGACAACUAUUCUCUUACGCCGCAAUUCAAAUGACUCAUCAACAUCGACUGUUUGUCUACCUUGUAGGGAUCUAUGGCUCAUAUGCUCGUCUCUACCGUGUCGACCGCUCAUGCAUUGUCGCCUCUGCCCCUUUUAACUAUAUGGUGAAGCCUCAUGUCCUGCUCGAGUUCUUCUGGCGCUACUCUCGUAUGCACGCUGUUCAACGUGGAUAUGACCCCACCGUCUCUCUUGCUGAAGAUGCUGAAUGCCAGUUGUUUGAUUCGAAGAUCAAAGAGUACCUGGAGCGGGCCAAGAGACGCAACUAUCGUACGUACCCUGGUAUUGAAGGUAUGGCUGAUGGCGACUACGCGACUUGCAAAAUACAAGUGAACGACCGCAACGGCGGGGUGUCUCAUUGGAUCGUCCGAAAACCGUUGGCGCAGCCGGAGCUUCUUACCCCUUGCGGUCGGUGCACUCGAGGUUACAUUGCGAUACGAGCCCCAGGAUGUGAUGCCGAGAACGAAGCCUCUGAGGUUGAAAACCAAGCUGCAAACACUGGCGAUGAAUGCGAGUUAUAUUGGAUGAAGGACUCGUGGCGUACGGCGGAAUACGAACAAGAGGCAGACAUAUAUGCUGAAUUGAAGGACGCCGAAGUUCCUCACAUUCCUGUUAUUCACUGUGCUGGUGACGUUCUUGCCGAUACGACAGUCCAACGGACAACCAACCAGCUAUGGCUCAAGAAACCCGAAGCGAAGAAAUGGAGACGACCGACGGGCUCAAUCAAGAACCUCGUUCAUCAUCGGGUGGUCCAAGAACUUCUGUAUCCUCUCCACUGUGUUCGGAGUGCCAAGGAGCUCGUACAUGCCAUGCGCGACGCAUCCGAAGCUAUCGUUAUGUCAUACUACGAUGCCAAACGUCUUCAUCGAGACAUCAGCAAAGGCAAUGUGAUGCUCACGGAGAAUCCCGCUGACGACAAGAAACCCUGUGGUAUACUGAAUGAUUGGGAUCAUAGCAGACCACUGAAGGCAACAACACCUGUCUUCAAUCAUCGGACCGGGACUUGGCAAUUCAUGUCCGUCGCUCUGCUUAAGGACCCGGAGAAACCGCAUGAAGUUUUCGACGACAUUGAAUCGAUCCUAUGGGUGAUGCUCUUCAUUUCAAUCCACCAUUUCAAACAUACUGGGAAGUUCAGCAUGGAUGUCUUUGAUCAGUGGUCGGAUGAUGUGGGGGGCUUCGCCGGCGCGCAGGCAAUCGGCGGUGAAAACAAGCAGUCUUGGCUUUUUGCCAGAGGUGCGGAGUUCGACUGUCCUGCUCUCCAGAAGGUCAUCAAAACCAUGAGCAAGUUCCAUCAGCAUUUCCGGCAACUUGUCGUCGAUUCUCAAGAACGCGACGGCGACAAAAAACCUUUACAAGAAUAUCGUGAAGAGCUUGAGAAGGAUCUACGCAGGGUAUACAAACACUUCGACGAUCAACUCAACAACCCAUCCGCCGAUUGGACUGAUGGCAACCCCGUCGAAGAUAUCUAUCCCCCGCAGAAAGCGGCGGAUAAAGAUAAGAAGCUUAUGGCAUCUAAACAUGCCUCCGCUGAUUAUCGAUCUGCUAUGGAAGAGGCUGAGAACCGAGAGGAAGGUGAGAUAACCGAGGUUGAGGAGGAGGAGGAAGAGCAGAAAAAAGAAGAGGAGGAGGAGGAGGAGGAGGAAAAGGAGGAGAGUAUGCGCAAGACCCGAGCUUCCGCAAAGACUGAAAAGGGGAAGGGUAGGAGCAACGAUGGAAACAAUGACGAGGACAGGGAGGAGGACAAAGGUAAGGGCAGAGGUGGACGCAAAGGCAAGAGCAAGGCCAAGGACAAAAGCGGAAAUAUCAAAGGCUCCAAGACCACCAGUUCCCGAAUAUCGUCCUCCACUCGUGCAAGGAAGAGACGCCGGGAUGAUAUCGAGUCCGAGGAUGAAGAGCCGGCCAGUUCGCGAGUAAGGCUGAGCGAUAUACCGGAGGAAGAAGAAGGAGAUAACGAUGUGGGCCCUAGUAAGAGGCGGUGCAGCAUGCGGCUUGCGACGAAGAGGCGGCCAAAAAAGACAAGGCGUGCGCCGUAAGUGUCAGUUUACAGCGGUCCUUACCUUCAACUCUUUGUCUUAGCUUAUACUUGUGAUAUGCAUUGGAUUUAAACGCUUCUAUGAC
Molecule: messenger RNA, 2903 nt
Organism: Somion occarium
Lineage: Eukaryota; Fungi; Basidiomycota; Agaricomycetes; Polyporales; Cerrenaceae
Source: the annotation of a GenBank genome assembly